CAGAGACAAGCUGGUCAGUCACAUUAGAAGGACGACACCAAAACGCCACAUUACAUGUUCAUACCACCAAGAAAACACACAAAGGAUUAUUGACACAACAGUGGACGUCUGUUGGCAAAAAGAAGAGUGGGGGGACAAAUCUUGACCAGCAUACACUGAAUAACUGAGGGAAGACUUGGUCAAGAAGACUCGAUUUAAGGAUUUUGUGAGGGACAUUUUUAUUGACAGUGAUCUAGAGUGAUCAUGGCAUCAACAGGUCUCCAGGUGAUGGGUUUGAUUUUAGCUGGGCUGGGUUGGGUGUGUGGGGCGUUGGUGUGCGCUGCUCCACUGUGGCGUGUGUCAGCCUUCGUAGGUGGGGAGCUAGUGAUCGCCCAGGUGCUGUGGGAGGGGCUGUGGAUGAACUGCCUGUCUCAGACCACAGGUCAUAUCCAAUGCAAGACCUACGACUCCACCUUGGCCCUGCCCAAGUCUGCCCAGGCCGCCCGAGGCCUCAUUGUCCUGUCCUUACUCCUUUGCCUUCUGGCACUCAUAAUUGGGGUGACAGGGGCCAAGUGCACUCACUGCAUGGGUAGCGGAAACAAGGCCCCCAAGGCUCGGCUGGCUAGGAUAGCAGGGGUACUCUUCCUUGUGGCUGGCCUUGCUUACUUGCUACCCAUCUGUUGGACGGCCUAUGCAAUCAUCAGGGACUUCUAUGAUCCAAAUGUUGCAGCGCCCCUUAAGAGAGAGCUGGGACCAGCGCUGUACCUUGGCUGGGGCGCCAGUCUACUGCUCCUGGUCGGGGGUUCGCUGCUGCAUGUCGGCUCUUCUCCACCAGGAGGAAGAGCGCUGCCAGUUUUUGGAAGAGCGGCGAAAGACAACCCGCAGACAGGCGGAGCAGGAGAAGCGAAGCAACAGGAAAAAUCUUUUGUAUGAGGUCGUUUCACUGGACAUGCGAGGUGUGAGCAAACACAGGAGGUCACAACCAUGUCAACAAAAAAGCCUCUGGAAACUGUAAUAAGGCUACACUGUGUUGUGGAUAUGUGAUCUAAUCUAACUGAGAUACAUGCAGAUUUAUAAAUUAACUUGAAGCUCUGUGUUCACGUGGGAGUAGAAAUCAAUUGUUGAAGGAUUACAGAUGUUUACUAAUUGCAUUUCUUAAAUGCCACUCUGCCUCUGCUUGCUUGUGUGUGUGUGUGUGUGGGUGAUAUGUGUACAGAAGGCCAGUGUUCAUAGUACUUGUGUGCAUGCUGGUGUUUUCAGUGAACAUGUGUGGGCAGUGACAGUUGUGCAUGAUUUUAUUUUAUUUUUUAAAUAAUUUAGCAAAUGUACUCCUUAAAAUACAUGAUUUUCUUGUAUUUUCUAUGUAU
Molecule: messenger RNA, 1346 nt
Organism: Solea solea (common sole)
Lineage: Eukaryota; Metazoa; Chordata; Actinopteri; Pleuronectiformes; Soleidae
Product: claudin-9-like
Exons: 2
Coding region: 244-912 (222 amino acids)
Biological process (GO): cell adhesion; bicellular tight junction assembly
Cellular component (GO): bicellular tight junction; plasma membrane
Molecular function (GO): structural molecule activity
Source: RefSeq, a predicted model, not a curated record